Messenger RNA from Pimephales promelas (fathead minnow), 3014 nucleotides. RefSeq names its product PWWP domain containing 2B (gene pwwp2b). The record is from RefSeq and is a predicted model, not a curated record. Gene Ontology annotation, molecular function: chromatin binding. Lineage: Eukaryota; Metazoa; Chordata; Actinopteri; Cypriniformes; Leuciscidae. Gene Ontology annotation, cellular component: nucleus; chromocenter.
UGUAGGCUAAUAAUGUGCAGUGUGUGUGUGUGUGUCGCUGUAGUUCGCUCAGACAGACGGUGGUUCUCCAGCUUGACUUCGUUCUCGUCUUUCUCUGGUGAUGUCACCGCGAACGGGCCCGCUGUAACGCGUCGGUGGAGUUGAUGGCGUCAUUGCGCGUCCUGACGGAGCCUCCCGAGCGCGCGCACGGAUCGCAGUGAAGGCCGACGCGACGCGACGCGACCGAGGCUCCGGUGGCCGCGAUCGAGCGACCCAAACCCGGACCCCGAGCGAGGAAACAUGCAGGCCGUGCCGGAGGAGCUGCAGGCCGGCUCCCGGAUCCCGGUGACCGUCGAACAGAUCGUGAACGACACGCUCGUGGUGACGCUGGUCUACCGGGAGAAGAGCUACACCGGGAUCUUACUGGACUGCAGCAGAAAGACUGGGCUGUUUUGCCUUCCAGACGUUGUUGGUAAAUCAGAAGAGAGCCUCAUAUUGAGACCGGACUGUGAAGUCUCGAGUGAAGAGGCUUCUUCUAAACCCGUUAGUCCGCCUUCACCGAGACCAAAAGAUGAGAACACGGAGCCAGCGAUGGCUCCUCCUGCUCCCCUACCCGUCCCGGUACAACCGGGCCAGCCCACGUACCCACCGUACUUUGAGGGCGCUCCUUUCCCGCAACCCGUUUGGGUCCGGCACACGUACAACCAGUGGGUUCCUCAACCACCACCUCGUCCAAUCAAGAGGAAGAAAAGAAGAAGUCGAGAGCCUGGACGGAUGACCAUGAGCACGAUCCGCCUGAGACCUCGGCAGGUGUUGUGCGAGAAAUGCAAAAACACGCUAAACAGCGACGAGGACAGCAAAGAUGGACCAACGGCGCCCAAGACGUCUAGAAAAGAAAACGCGCCUCAAGAAGACGAGGACACUAAAGCGACUCCGGCCAAGAGAAAGGACGACGGAGACAACAACAAAGAGCCGAAGAGAAGAGAGGACUCGAUGGUCUUUGACAACAAACGCUUCCGAAAGGACAAGAAAGACGACGAGAAGUUUCCGGUAGGGGACAUCAUUCCCCACAGUCCUGUGAUUAAGAUCUCCUAUAGCACUCCUCAAGGAAAAGGCGAGGUAAUAAAGAUCCCCUCGAGAGUUCACGGCUCUGUCAAACCCUUCUGUCCGAAACAGUUGUUGCAGAACGGGCAUGGACAAAGAGACGCCUCCAAGGAAUCCCAGAAAGUUGUGCAACCGCAAAUGGACGCCAUCCGAACGGGUCUUACCAUUUCCAUUCCCAAACUCAAGCUCCCAAAGCUGGCCAGUCCAGAGUCCCCGUCGCCCAAGAUCCGCCUGAGAUCCCGGUCCGACGGAGGAGAGCAAAUGUCCGUGUACGAGGCAGAACUUGUCGGCGGUUCCCGGAGAAGAAGUCCAAGAGUUCCCAACUCUCAAUCCGAGGAUGGUGCCGAGAAAAACUCGCUUGAACUUUGGUCCGGCGAAGAGGUCGACCGACACAGCGACCUGACUUUACUCAUUAACUUCCGCAAGAGGAAAGCGGAUUCGUCGAGCCUCUCCGUGUGCAGUAGCGACAGUCUAGACGAGUCCAAGUCGUUUAGCUCGGAUGGGACGUCGCCAGAACUCUGCGAUCUCGCUCCGGGCGACGACAUCUCCGUAUCGUCGUCUUCUCAAGGGGAAAGCAAGACUGUUCCGCCUCUAACCGUGCGACUGCACACUCGCAGCAUGACUAAGUGCGUGACCGAAGAAGGUCACGCCGUGACAGUAGGUGACGUCGUUUGGGGAAAGAUUCACGGAUUCCCGUGGUGGCCCGCUCGGAUACUCAGUAUUAGCGGUUCUCGUAGAGAAGAAGGAGAGGUUGAUGCUCCUUGGCCUGAAGCUAAAGUGUCCUGGUUCGGGUCUCCCACCACCUCACAACUCUCGGUUGCCAAACUGUCGCCGUUCCGCGAAUUCUUCAGGUUACGCUUCAACCGCAAAAAGAAAGGGAUGUACCGCCGCGCCAUCAUGGAGGCCGCCAAGGCGGUGGGACACAUGAGCGCCGAAAUCACAUCUCUGCUGUCUCACUGCGAAACUUAGAAGAAAAUCAGACUGUUUGAAAUGACAUGAAGAGGACGAGGACGGCCGUGGACGGGCUGUUAUUCAGGGGUCUGCAGGCGCUCAGUAUGUGGGAUCCUCCCAGCACGGAGAGCGCCUUCAUCAGCCACGGAGACCUCGAGGAAGGCUCUUCUCUCCUCACACACACACGACUGUUGGAAGAAGACGUCUGCCUUGUGACGAGCGGGCUGAGUUUGAGGGGCCACGAGGAGAACGAUCUCGGAGCGAACAAUUCCCCCAUCUCCUCUCCGUUUGUCUCCAUCUUUCCUAUGUUUGUUUUGUAGGACGUACAUUAUAUUAGAACAAGUAGCUUGACACUAAAUCCGAAUGUAUUUAUUCACACAAAAAACACUCGAGCGGUGACCGGCCUCUGUAAGAUCAUCUGCUGCUGUUUCUGAUGACUGACUGUCCUCAUAGGACGCAACGGACCGUCAGAUAUCCGUGUUAUGAUACUAAACGACAAGUCUUACUGUGUCUGUUCUUCAGAUUAUGAAAAUGUGAAAUUUUGCAUCAUGUAGGUCUUACACCAUGCAGUAUGUCCGAUUGUCCGUCGCUUCACAGUCUCUCUCUAGUUUUCUGUCCCCUUGAAGGAAUAUAUCUCCUGUCCUCCGUUUUCUUAUUUCGCUCUGAUUAUGUGAUGUUUUCUUUUGCUUUAAUUAUUUAAUGUCACGUUAAGAGAAGCACUUUAUCCAUACCUUGGUGGCCUGCUGUGAACCCGCCGUUCGCAGACUCUCGGAGGAGCCAACCCAUCGCUUUUGAAGUGAUUUUAAUUUUCAUGAAUUAAAGGACGCUGUCAGGAAGUUGUGUACACUGUAUUAUCGCCUUUAGCCUGGUUUACGUUAGACACCGUUGCUUUCCUCCUUAUGAAUUGUUCCACUGGAGAUAUGGACAGAACUGUACGCUCCUAUGCACCGUCUCUUUCAUUAAAGCAUAAAAAGCAGUGU